Messenger RNA from Ostrinia furnacalis (Asian corn borer), 2992 nucleotides. It is a transcript of the gene 5PtaseI, whose product is annotated as inositol polyphosphate-5-phosphatase A. Gene Ontology annotation, biological process: phosphatidylinositol dephosphorylation. The transcript is spliced from 14 exons. The coding region runs from base 251 to 1984 and encodes 577 amino acids. Lineage: Eukaryota; Metazoa; Arthropoda; Insecta; Lepidoptera; Crambidae. The record is from RefSeq and is a predicted model, not a curated record. Gene Ontology annotation, molecular function: inositol-polyphosphate 5-phosphatase activity.
UCAUUCAUUCAUUCAAUUUCACAAAUGUCAAAAAGGGCUGGGACGAAAACGGGCGACUUCGGGAUAUCGUACAAAAUUAAUUAUUUACACGUGAAAAUAACAAAGUAAACUGUAAUAAUGUGAUUAAAAAUGUUUGUGGACUGGGCGUGCGUACGCCGAAUCGGCUAAAACGGCGUAAACUGCUCCCUGUGUGGACGUUUAACCUCGCUAGUUUUGGCGCAAUUGUUUUCUCAUUUAUCGUUUUGGUAUCAUGUUGAAAUUCAAAAAGAUGGGAUCGGAUAAAGUGCCAUUGCUUCUGGUGACCGCCAACGUGGGAUCAAUAUUCGAGGAACCGUCAGUGAUGCUGCCAAUAUGGACGUCGGAGUUCUUGCAAGCAGUAGCGCGAAUGGACCCGAAGUUCAUAGCGCUUCACCUCCAAGAAGUGGGAGGAAAAGCAUACGAGAAGUCGAUGCAGUACGUCCAAGACUUCGUACAGAGGCUGAUGGAUUGCCCGGAGCUGAGACUCUUUGACAAGAUCAGGAUUUUCCUUGAUGAGGACUUCAGUUCGCCGGAGAAAUUCACGGCUCUAGGCAACAUGUACUUCGCUCACUCGUCGCUCACCGACCUCAAGAUUUGGGACUUCGAGCUGAAGGCGUACGUGGACGCGGCAGGCAAGGAGCUGCACAGCGGGAACAUCGAGAAAGUGCCCACUAAGGAGAAGGCCAAGUUCCCGCAGCAUUUCUUCCCCGAGUGCAAAUGGUCCCGCAAAGGCUUCCUGCGUACGCGCUGGCUGAUCCGCGGGACGGCGCUGGAGUUCGUAAACAUCCACCUGUUCCACGACGCCAGCAACCUGCUAGCGGUCGAGCCCUUCCCGUCUGUGUACUGUCGAAGCAGGCGGCGGGCUUUACGUCACACGCUGAGACACUUGCACUCGGACGUGAACGCUGCGCCUUACUUCAUAUUCGGGGACUUUAACUUCAGGACCGAUACUGGAGGCGUGGUCAAGAAAAUAACCGAAGAGCUGACAGCGUGCCGAUUACAAAAUGGCGGCAAUGCGGACGCGUCCAAACUGCAGUAUCGGUCGGCGACCGACGGCCGCGUGGUACUAACGGUCGGCAAGAAAGAGUUCUCGCAUCUAGACCACCAGAAGAUCUUCAGAGAGCCUUGGCUGCAACGAUACGACCGCGAGUUGGAAGCGCUUCGGCCGCACUUGUACGAGUUUCCCGUAAAGUUCCCGCCGUCCUACCCCUUUGAGGAAGAUGUCCAUCUACCCACUCAUUACAUGAAGACACGGUGCCCGGCGUGGUGCGACCGCAUCCUGCUGUCCCAGUCCGCGAGGCUACUAGUCCAGCAGGAAACCGCGCGCCCGGCCGAGAACAGGCACUUGCACACUUCCAGAAAAUCAGUAGCAGAGUCUACAGACAGUAGCAGCGGCCGAGUGUCGUCUUCCGACAGUAGCCCGGCGAGGUCUGGGUCGCCCGUCAGGCAAAAUCACCAAUCUAGUCCCAGUAAGACUUUAGAGAAGAAGAGCAGUGUAGCAGACUUGGACGCGUUGUCCGUGCCAGGUAUCACGGUCAGCCGGAAAAGUAUUGCUGACCCUACGAGCGUGCAGCAAGCUAUUAACGCCAGGGUAUCAGAGAGCGAAGGCUCGCCGAACCGUCGCAAACUAGUCCGCAACCAAUCGGAAGGCUCGCCCAAGCCCUGCCCCGGCGUGUCGUGCGAGCUGCGUCGGCUCGUGGACGCGCCCGCGCGCAAGCGACACGACUACGGCGUCAUCGGGCCCGCCGCGUGCAUGGGCGACCACAAGCCGAUCUACUUACGCGUGAUGCUGCAAUCGGACCGAGGUAAUUUCCGCCAAGAAUUCCAUUCAGAGACAUCGCCAAAGCACGCCAAAACUGACGACACCGAGAAUCAAACCGAGAACGCUGCGGAAUCGCCCAACUCACGGUACAUUCACUUUAAUUCUGACAAUCCUAACAAUAUAUUCAAAGAAACCGAUAUUUAAUUAAUCGUCUAUAACUGACGGUGAUUAUACUACUGAAUGUAGAUUAUUUUGUUUGUUAGAAAUAUAUUAUCAAAAUAUAUCAGCAACUAGCCAACAAAAUUUAAAGCAAACCGUGACAUAUCGUAAAAAAAUAUAAUGCACUGUACCUAACAUUACUUGAUUCAAAUAAUUUAUUUAUUGUCAAGACAGCUAUUCUUAUAGAAAAACCCUAUUUAACUUCUGAAGACUUAUCUCAUCUUGCCAGGCAAAAUAAAAUUCAAGAAGCUUUAGCAAAUUAAAUAUUUGUAUACAAAUGGUUAUAUGUGUAUAAGUAUAAUACCCUUUAUUGGGUGAUAAAUUAGUCACAUUCCAAUUUGGUUUGAUGAAUAUAGAGUGCUGGUUAGUUGACAUUAUCAUAACAGUCUCUUUGUUUAUUAUACUUUCGUUUACAAUUCUCGUAUACAUUUACAUAUUUUGUAAAUGUAUUUAAACAAUUAGUCUUCCUUGCAAUUAUUUUAUCAAAAAAUACUUCUUAAUAAAAAUAUAUUAUGCAAUAAUUAUUACUAGUAUUGCCAGCCCAAAAACAUAUUUAUUUAAUAUAUUUACUUAAUACUCGUAAAUAGUUUUAAUACUUAGCAGCUUCUACUUAGUAGUGGUUUGUAGUAGGUAUCUUUACAUAGCUAGUCUCAAUGUAGUCUUCACUUUACUACCUUAUAAAAAUAUAUAUAAACGUAUUGUUCCACCUAUAACACCAAGAUAUAAGAUUUUAAUAAUAUUGUUGUCCAUAUUUGUAACUUUAAGAGUAAUAAUUUACGCUGUAUGUUGGGCAAUAAUUGACAUGCAACACGUCACAACAGUGCGUGAGAUCACUCUGCUUCAAAAAUCAAAUUAAUGUUGAAGGUCAAUUGUUGCUUAACAGCUUUAUUAGUAUCACUGCCAAAACUAAAGGCAUAGUAAGGGCAGUUAUAUAAUUUAUACAUAGAUAUAUGUUAUUUAUACUGAAUAUUAUAUUACAACAUUUCUUAAGUA